AUGUGCACACGCAAGACUACUCAUCAUCCAGCGGAUGGCGGAGUUCGGUCAAACUCAUCGUCGCCCACCGUCUAUUCCGCCGUUCCUGUCUUCGAUCCUCUCUCUUAUAUCCUUGACCCAUCCGGUUUCCGGUCCCUGUUCCCUAGUUCCUGCGAUCGUCUUUCAGAAGGCAGGACCGGUCCUGCAGAUCCCUCGACGGAGAUGAGUCACGCCAUCAGGUUGGGUAAGAAGUACCCCGACUUCUCGCAGGAUGAGAUUUUCCAGCUCAUCAACCGCUUCCAACAGAUCGACGUCGAUGACAAGGGAUCUCUCGACAAGUCGGAGGCCAUUGCUGCUGUCCAGCAGUCUGGCGACGCCGACUAUGACACUGCUCGUGAGACCAUGAAGUCGGUGAACAUCGAUGCUUCUGGCCGUCUCGAGGUUGAGGACUGGGUCCAGCUCCACUCGCUCCUCCGUCAGAACAAGCAGCACCCUGUUCUCGAGGCUCACAAGGGCCGCAUCGCCGUCAAGGGAACCGGCUGUACCAGCACGCAGCACACUGUCAAUGAGGAUGAGCUCCGCUCGUUCACGGACCACAUCAACGGCGUCCUCGGUGGCGACCCCGACAUUGGCGACCGUCUCCCGAUCCCGACGGACACGAUGCAGCUGUUCGACGAGUGCCGCGACGGUCUGAUCCUUUCCAAGCUGAUCAACGACUCGGUGCCCGAGACGAUCGACGAGCGUGUCCUGAACAAGCCUGGACCGAAGAAGAAGCAGCUGAACGCGUUCCAGAUGACGGAGAACAACAACAUUGUUAUUUCCUCGGCCAAGGGUAUCGGAUGUUCCGUUGUCAACAUUGGCUCGAGCGACAUUCAGGAGGGACGUGAGCACCUCAUCCUUGGUCUCAUCUGGCAGAUUAUCCGUCGUGGUCUUUUGUCCAAGAUCGACAUCAAGAUUCACCCCGAACUGUACCGCCUGCUGCUGGAGGACGAGACUCUGGAUGAGUUCCUCCGCCUGCCUCCCGACCAGAUUCUGCUCCGCUGUGUGAACAACUUCUCGACCGAUGUCAAGGACGGAGAGAACUACACUGUGCUCCUGAACCAGCUCAAGCCCGACGUUUGUUCCCGUGCGCCGCUGCAGACGCAGGACCUGAAGCAGCGUGCUGAGCAGGUGCUCGAGAACGCGGACAAGAUUGGAUGCCGCCGCUUCCUGACGCCCAACUCGCUCGUUGCGGGCAACCCGAAGCUGAACCUUGCGUUCGUCGCGAACCUGUUCAACACGUGGCCCGGCCUCGACCCGCUGGAGGAGGCCGAGGCGCCGCCCGAGAUUGAGGAUUUUGACGCAGAGGGCGAGCGCGAGGCCCGUGUCUUCACGCUGUGGCUGAACUCGCUCGACGUCGACCCGGGCGUGUACAACCUGUUCGAGGACCUGAAGGACGGCUACGUGCUUCUGCAGGGCUUCGACAAGGUGAUUCCGGGCAGUGUGAUCUGGCGUCGCGUCUCCAAGCCCAAGGAGGGCCAAGAGCUGUCGCGCUUCAAGGCGGUCGAGAACACAAACUACGCCGUCGACCUCGGCAAGCAGAACGGCAUGCACCUGGUCGGCAUCCAGGGCAGCGACAUUGUGGACGGCACGCGCACGCUCGUCUUGGGUCUGGUGUGGCAGCUGAUGCGCAUCAGCAUCACGCAAACGCUCGCAAGCAUCAAGGGCGGCAAGCCGCCGACGGACCAGGACAUGGUGCGCUGGGCCAACGACACGGUCAAGAAGGGCGGCAAGACGUCCACGAUGCGGAGUUUCAAGGACCCCUCCCUCUCCAAUGGGGUGUUCUUCCUGGACCUGCUCAACGGCGUGAAACCGGGCAUUGUCGACUACUCGCUCGUCGAGAGCGGAAACGACCCCGAGAGCCACCGCAUGAAUGCCAAGCUCGCCAUCUCCAUCGCGCGCAAGCUCGGCGCCCUCAUCUUCCUCGUCCCCGAGGACAUUGUCGAUGUCCGCCCCCGUCUCCUCCUCACUUUCGUCGGCGCGCUCUGGGCCGCUAGCAGCAAUGUCUAG
Molecule: messenger RNA, 2028 nt
Organism: Trichosporon asahii var. asahii CBS 2479
Lineage: Eukaryota; Fungi; Basidiomycota; Tremellomycetes; Trichosporonales; Trichosporonaceae
Product: fimbrin
Exons: 7
Coding region: 1-2028 (675 amino acids)
Biological process (GO): actin filament bundle assembly; actin filament network formation
Cellular component (GO): actin filament; cytoplasm; actin filament bundle
Molecular function (GO): calcium ion binding; actin filament binding
Source: RefSeq, a predicted model, not a curated record